AUGUUUGUUUGGUGGCUUAUUGGAUCAAUCGGGUAUUUAUGUAUCGGUAUUAUUUAUUGUGAAGAUCCAAGCAAUUCUUUAGCCGAUAUUGAACCACCGAUAGAAGAUGCUAAAGUUGGUCUUUCUAUUGUUGAUAGUCCUCCCGAACAAGUUAAUAAUGAAACAAAUAAUUUAGCAGCUAAUGAUGGCGUAAAUAUGGAAGCUAGUACCACAGCAACUCCAGCACCCGAACAAUUUUCUUGUCAGGAAUGUACAAAUUGUCAUUUAGCAAAAUCUGAAGUUGUCAGGCGCGUUUGUGAAAUAGACAUAAAUAUGUGCUAUAAAAUAUAUAAACGCAUAAAUAAUGUUACUCGACUAACACGUCGUGGUUGUUCAACAUCGAAAGGACAAUGUACAGUGCCCGUUGAUGAUCAAUCGAAUUCAUUCGAUAGUAUAACAUGUUGCACAAGUAAUAAAUGCAAUCAAGCAGCUCAAGUUAAAAUAUCGUUCUUUCUUUCAUCAUUAAGUCUAUUCAGUCUUUUCAUUAUUAUUAAUAAUACAUAA
Molecule: messenger RNA, 543 nt
Organism: Rotaria sp. Silwood1
Lineage: Eukaryota; Metazoa; Rotifera; Eurotatoria; Philodinida; Philodinidae
Source: the annotation of a GenBank genome assembly